GCCGCCCCGAGCCGGCCGCCCUUCUGCCCCAAGAUGUGGCACAGCGUCGGGCUGACCCUGCUUGUGUUCGUGGCUACUCUGCUGAUCGUCCUGCUGCUGAUGGUGUGCGGUUGGUAUUUUGUAUGGCAUCUUUUUUUAUCAAAAUUCAAGUUUCUCCGGGAACUGGUGGGAGACACAGGAUCCCAAGAGGGAGAUCAUGAGCCUUCAGGGUCUGAAACUGAAGAAGACACUUCCUCCUCUCCACACAGAAUCAGAUCUGCUCGCCAAAGGAGGGCACCUGCUGAUGAAGGCCACAGACCCCAGACAUAGUCGUGUACUCGUGAAGGAUGAAAAGGCAGUUGCCAACUUCUGUCUUUUAGUGACUUGGCUUUGAAAGUUACUAAUGACUGAAGAACAUUUGUAUUGGAUUUUAUGUCCAAUUUUAAAAAAGAUUUACAUGUAAGCCAUAUAAAAAUAAAGGGAAUUAAAACCAAAUUGGACUAUUUCAUCUUAAAGAUAAUCUUUUAUUUCACUAGCUUUCUACUUAUACUCUUAUUCCUUGGCUUUUGGGCUUAUUUUCUUGCACUGCUGCAGAUCUGGUAAACAUUAAAGGCUUGAAAAACCAUAUUUUGUUAGCCCUAAAAUGUACAUUUUUCUUCCCACUUUAACUUGUCUGAAAUUGGGAUGCAUCUCAUUACUGUCAACCAGGUGAUAGUCAUGUAAUUCUCCUACUGUGUGCAUGUGCGAAUUUACAGCUUGUCAUCGUGUCAUCCCUUUAACCAACAUGUGUUUUGUUGGUAUCAAAUGUGUCAGGUUUAACUGACAUUUUAAAAUGUCUUCAAAAAGAUUACACUAUGAUUCAGCAUUGAAACGAAAAGUUAUUGUGUAUGCAGAAAAGCAUGGAAACAGAGCAGCGGGGCGUACAUUUGAUAUUAGUGAAGCAAAUAUUCGUCGCUGGAGAAAUGAUCGCAAUUCCAUAUUUUCCUGCAAAGCAACAACAAAAUGUUUUACGGGACCUAAGAAAGGUAGAUACCCACAAGUAGACGAAGCUGUACUACAUUUCGUCAGUGAGACACGUGCAAAAGGAUUGCCUAUCACACGCCAAGCAAUGCAAUUGAAGGCAGGCGAAAUUGCCAAAACCCUGGGAAUUGAUGAAACAAAAUUCAAAGCCACAAGAGGCUGGUGUGACCGAUUCAUGCGCCGAGCAGGACUGUCGUUAAGGCAUCAAACAUCAUUUUGUCCCAAGCUCCCCACUGCCAUUAAACAGAAGACAGUGUUGGAGCACUCUUUCAAGAAGUGCUGCAUAACCAGUACUCUUGACAACACCGGGAGAGACGUUAUGUGGAAAAACGCAGACAUCAAUGACUGUGGUUUGAAAAGUGAUUCAGAGGAGUUGGAUUCAGAAUAUGAAGUUAUAAUUAUAACUUAACCAAUUUAUUUCACACAUUUUCUUUACAUAUGCACAAGAUUGAUGUGAUAAAAAUCUGUUUAACUCAAAGUGCUGUUUCAAUAAAUAUAAAAUAAAUGUUUUCUGUGAUAUGAAAGCAUUGUGUCAUAGUUUAAUGGGCAGUGUUUUUUCUUAGUGAUACAUAUGGUGCAUCUUAACAAUUGGUAGUAUCUUAGGUUAAAUUAAAAAUGGUAGCUUGUAAAUUUAUUUUUCUUUUUAAGAUAGCAGUUAUUUAUUGAGGAAUUUGAUUCUGACUCAUAAUGUUAAACUUGUUAUCCUGUGUGAAAC
This is a messenger RNA of Macaca mulatta (Rhesus monkey), 1714 nucleotides long. RefSeq names its product small integral membrane protein 13 (gene SMIM13). The record is from RefSeq and is marked provisional. Lineage: Eukaryota; Metazoa; Chordata; Mammalia; Primates; Cercopithecidae.